This is a messenger RNA of Cetraspora pellucida, 161 nucleotides long. The record is from the annotation of a GenBank genome assembly. NCBI's taxonomy places the organism in Eukaryota, Fungi, Glomeromycota, Glomeromycetes, Diversisporales, Gigasporaceae.
AAUGUGGAACAGGCUGGGCUAAGCCUAAAAAUUUCCAGGUUGAGCUGGGCUUUGGUCCAGUUUGGGCCAAUAAUUUUGAGCCUGCUAUUGUUCAGACCAAAUACAAAUUAGGCUUGUUAAAUAUCAGGCCAAGUUCAGACUUUAUCAAAAGAUCUGAUUAG